Molecule: messenger RNA, 2824 nt
Organism: Portunus trituberculatus (swimming crab)
Lineage: Eukaryota; Metazoa; Arthropoda; Malacostraca; Decapoda; Portunidae
Product: transmembrane protein 145-like
Exons: 12
Coding region: 311-2071 (586 amino acids)
Biological process (GO): G protein-coupled receptor signaling pathway; response to pheromone
Source: RefSeq, a predicted model, not a curated record
CAACAUUCCUGUCACAGCACCACGCGGGUCACGAAACUCAGUUCGUGUUGGUUUAGUGGGCGUGGUGAGGGCGUGCUGCACAGUCUUCCCGGAGACUUCCCCAGCGUUCUUCCCCUCCGAGACAGGCUGUAGCGUCCUACGGGAGACAUGGGUAACUAUCGGUGGUGAGAGGGCGAGGGUGAGGGCAGAUGUUGGGGAUUGGUGGCCCCAGCAUCACAAUUCUGCCGUCGCUACAAAUGUCACUCAAUAAACCAAAGCUUCGAGAAUCAAUAUCCUUCUGCAACGUGGGUCGGACGCCGAGGUGAGUGCCAUGGAUCCGCCACCGACUCGCCCUCGCCACCUGCCCCUCCGCCCACACCUCCCAGUCUCCUCUAACUCGUCCCCAACAAGAACAGUGAGUGUGUGUUCUUUACGGAUUACAAGAACGCUCCUGAACACCUUCCGCCGCGGGUUUGCUGCCUUCAUGGACUACCCAUGGCACCUCCUCAACCCUCGCGGCGUGUUGGUGUGGGCGUGGGUCACCCUAACCCUCCUGGCUACCCCUGCGGAAACCAAGUACUCAGAGGGUUACAUCAAGACCACGGAGCGGUGGCUGUUCCUCGAGCGGUUCUGUUUCCUCUCAAAAGACGGAACCUUCGAGUUCGAGGUGGACUAUGACCUCAAGUACGGCACGCAGCGCUUCCUCCUCUACUUCGACUCACCGACACAGUGGCCCUCGGUGUACCGGACGGAGAAGACGUGUGAGGAGAAGGAGAGCGUUCUAAUCAGCGGGAACAAUCAGAAAAUCAACUUGACGCUGCCUUUCAACAAUAGAGAGUGCGAGGUAGUGAGGCACCCGGGCGACACUGCCUACAACCACUGUAAAGGCUUCCGUAGCUUCGACAGUCUGCGGGAGAGGUGGUGGUUUGUUGCCGUCAGUAAUUGCGAGAGUACGCAGGGUAUGGAGAUGAGAUACAAACUCGUGAUGACCAAUGGAGACUCUUACUGGUACAAACACUUCUCUGCUGAUGAAUUUUACAUACUAAGAACCAACAUGUCAGCGCUGGCGAUUCAACUUGGUAUCCUUCUGCUCGCCCUCCUCGCCUCAGCGGAACUGAAGAAGCGAGAGUUGCUCCACACCACGUACCGUCUGUACCUGGCGACGGUGUCCACGCAGGUGUUCGCUCUGUCCUUCCUGACGCUGCACUACGCAAAAUAUGGAGUGAACGGCAUUGGCUUCCCCUUCAGCAAAUUCAUAGGUCGGGCGCUCCACACGGCCAGUACGGUGCUCAUGGUGUUGUUGUUGCUGCUGGCUGCCAAAGGGUUUAAUGUUACCAGGGGGAGACUGCGCCAGAACUCCGCCGUGCGCCUCACUGCCUUCAUGUGCAUGUAUAUCGUCACCUGCCUGUGUCUGUUUAUCUACGAGCAACAGGUGUUCGACCCUGGUGAGGUGCUGUACCUGUAUGAGUCACCUGCAGGCUACGCGCUGGUGGGACUGCGGCUGCUUGCGUGGCUCAUGUUCCUCUACUCCUGCUUCUUCACCGUCAAGCAUUACCCGGAGAAGAGUGGGUUCUACGGGCCCUUUUUCAGCUUCUUCUCCCUCUGGUUUCUAGCGGGACCCAUGGUGAUCAUCAUUUGCAACCACGUGAUAGACAAAUGGGUGAGGGAGAAGGUAGUGAACGGGGUCGACCUCUCCAUCACCCUUCUGGGCCACCUGUUCUUCCUGGUAUUAACACGCCCUAGCGCAGCCAACAAGAACUUUCCCUUCCAUGUGCGCACGUCUCAAGUUCGCGCCCUGGAACACUCCUCGACGGGCGUGGUAGGGAACAACACACUGGACGCCUUCUCCACCCAUCGGUACGCCCCUGACCUGACGGAGCCGCACACACACGCAGCGCCGGACCUCUUCCUUGUGUCUGGCGCCGUGGAGAUGAUUCCUCUUCCGCUGCCGAGGGGAGUCACGAAAAACGACCAGCAGAGCUACCACCACCACCAGGACACCAAAGAAUCAGCGGGACCACCACCACCAUCACCACCACCACCACCACAAUCAGCACCAUCACCACCACCACCCUACGACACCCCACAGUAACCCCGAACCACCCACAAACUCCAAUUAGACUCAGAAAAGUGUCUACAAAAGUGUCUAGACUCAGAGAGAGAGAGAGAGAGAGUCGAAAAAAAAAGCCAAAUUAACCUUUACUGUUGUUGUUUUAGAGUAGAAUAAAAAAAAAAGGAAAGAAAAUGUUACUCUAUGAAUGUCUCUUAAGAUUGAACUGUGCGCGACUGGUAAUAUUUGUAAAAAAGGCGCGAAAUUGGACACAUGCGUUCUCACAAUACCCCCCCCUUCAUUCUCCUCCUCCUCCUCCACUACUCAGUUUGGUUAGACUAGUGAGCAGAAAAGGAAGUGUUAUCCCGCAUGUACGAGUUUGAGUGUUAUUAAGUGAGACAGGCGGAGUUCAAGGUAAAUAUGACAUGUGUGGGGUAUUGCUGGCCAUGUUGGUAGCCAUGAGAGAGAGAGAGAGAGAGAGAGAGAGAGAUCUGUGUACAGUUGUUAGUGCAGUCCUUUUUACUAAUACCACUGUGCAGUAUAGCAAAUUUCGUGGGCACGGUUUAAAUUUAAGGGCAUUAUAGACAGAGCAGUAACAAUAAUGAUAAUAACUGUAAUAAUAAUAGUAACUAAUAAAAAUGAUAUAGGUGCCACAACAACGAGACAAUUCAUGGUGCUUCUGAAACGCUUCGCUGUCUCACCUCGACUAUUUUCAAAGGCAACAAACACAUGAUUAGCUGGACUUUUCAUUGUUUCUUCGUUUAAGCUCUUCAGUUUUGAGACGCAUUUUUACCA